Messenger RNA from Aspergillus chevalieri, 363 nucleotides. RefSeq lists its product as uncharacterized. The record is from RefSeq and is a predicted model, not a curated record. NCBI's taxonomy places the organism in Eukaryota, Fungi, Ascomycota, Eurotiomycetes, Eurotiales, Aspergillaceae. Bases 1 to 363 code for a protein of 120 amino acids. The transcript is spliced from 3 exons.
AUGUGUUUUCACCCGUCCGACUACGGGAUCAUUGAGUACAUUGAACAUAUCCUCCUCCCCAGCAGCAGAAACGUGGACCUGCGCAAGCUGCAUGCAGAACUUUACAAGCUGAACGCCUACUCAGGACCAUCCGGCCUUUUCUGCAAGCAUGUCGACACACCUGGUUGCCUUCCAUCUUCCUUCAAGGGAGGUGAUUUGGCCGUGCAGCACGAUGGCCAGGAAUUCAGAUAUGACUGGAGUGCCAAAAGUGAGACAACCAUCCAGCAAGUGGCGUUCUACAGUGACUGCGAGCAUGAAGUCAAGACUAUCACGGAAGGCGAUCGGAUGACGCUCACUUAUAACCUCUAUGUCACCGAGCUGUGA